Molecule: messenger RNA, 914 nt
Organism: Cottoperca gobio
Lineage: Eukaryota; Metazoa; Chordata; Actinopteri; Perciformes; Bovichtidae
Gene: glrx
Product: glutaredoxin (thioltransferase)
Exons: 3
Coding region: 109-429 (106 amino acids)
Cellular component (GO): mitochondrion
Molecular function (GO): glutathione disulfide oxidoreductase activity
Source: RefSeq, a predicted model, not a curated record
UCUUACGUCAUCCUGUUUAACAUAAUUGACCAAACGCAGAGCUAUCAUCUUUGUUCUCUUCCAUCGAUAUCAUUUUUCAUCUUCUGACCAAUUCUUCAGCGACUUAAAAUGGCGCAGCAGUUUGUGCAGACUCAAAUCAAAGGAGACAAAGUGGUGCUGUUCAUUAAGCCCACGUGCUCUUACUGCGUUAUGGCCAAAGACGUUUUGUCCAAAUACAAAUUCAAGCCGGGACAUUUGGACUGCAUUGAUAUAAGCGGACGCGGCGACAUGGACAACAUGCAGGACUAUUUCCUGGAACUCACCGGAGCCCGCACGGUCCCACGGGUGUUCAUCGGUGAGGUGUGUGUUGGAGGUGGCAGCGACGUGGCGGCGCUGCAUAAGAGUGGUAAACUGGAGACCAUGCUGCAGUCUAUUGGAGCCCUGCAGUGACCCGCUCCACACAUCCAGGUUCUAGGCAUCCAGGUGGGGUCACAUGACUAUGCAGCGGGACUUGCGUAGUUUGCGUCGCCGCUGCUGGUACUCGCUGAGCUCCUGCAGGUAGCCUCUGGACGGCCAGCGUAGCCUCUCCACCUGCUCACGCUCCUCCUCUGGAAAACACAAAACAAAUGUAUAAACUUCUGCAAACACAACUCUACUAUUACGACAAGAUUUACUUUGCUUGGCACAAACUCACACUAACACAAAUGGCAAUAACUCCUUGGAUUGUUGCCAUGAACACGGCCGACGAGGCUGAAAUAUCUGAUCAGAUUUUGUUUACACCAACAAGCAACAGAAGACCAACGGUGAUCGAUCGCAUGCUGUCUCCUUAUCCUGGCCUUUGACUUCGCUUGUGCCCUUAAGUACCCGUCCAAUGACCUUAAACGAUUCUUGUGUGUAUGACUAAUGAUGAUUAUAAAAUGUGCUACUGCUACUUA